Messenger RNA from Echinops telfairi (small Madagascar hedgehog), 4054 nucleotides. RefSeq names its product peroxisomal biogenesis factor 1 (gene PEX1). NCBI's taxonomy places the organism in Eukaryota, Metazoa, Chordata, Mammalia, Afrosoricida, Tenrecidae. Gene Ontology annotation, cellular component: cytosol; peroxisomal membrane; peroxisome. Gene Ontology annotation, molecular function: ATP binding; ATP hydrolysis activity. The transcript is spliced from 24 exons. Bases 1 to 3828 code for a protein of 1275 amino acids. The record is from RefSeq and is a predicted model, not a curated record. Gene Ontology annotation, biological process: protein import into peroxisome matrix.
AUGUGGGGCAGCGACCGCCUGGCGGGUGCUGGGGGAGGCGGCGUGGCUGUGACGGUGGUCUUCACCAAUGCUCGCGACUGCUUCCUCCACCUGCCUCGGCGCCUCGUGGCUCAGCUGCACCUGCUGCAGAACCAAGCGAUUGAAGUAGCCUGGGGUCAGCAGCCUGCCUUCUUGAGCUGGGUGGAAGGCAGGCAUUUUAGUGACGAAGGUGAAAAUGUGGCCGAAAUUAACCGACAAGUCGGACAGAAACUUGGCCUUUCCGAUGGGGGGCAGGUUUUUCUCAAGCCCUGUUCUCAUGUGGCGUCUUGUCAGCAAGUUGAGGUGGAGCCCCUCUCUGCAGACGAUUGGGAGAUACUGGAGCUGCAUGCUGCUUCCCUUGAACAGCAUCUUCUCGAUCAAAUCCGCAUCGUUUUCCCGAAGGCUGUGUUUCCUGUUUGGGUUGAUCAGCAGACUUACAUUUUUAUCCAGAUUGUUGCACUACUGCCACCUGCCACCUAUGGAAGGCUGGAAACUGACACCCAUCUCCUUAUUCAGCCAAAGACACGCCAAGCCAAAGAUAGCAUGCUUCCAAAAGCAGACGGUUCACAAGGAAGCGUUGAGAAUGACGGAAGAGACCAACAACGAAUAAGGAGAGAGCUUCAAACCAAACAACUUCCGUCCAGCUCUGUCGGAGUCACCGGGCCUCUGGAGGCAGAGCCAGGGCCCACGAUGGACUCAUCCUCAGCACCGAGCUUGUGGAUGAAGAUAGGGAGCCUUUUUUCUUUUGGAUCUGAGAAGAAACAAGAGCCAUCCUGGGGAUGGACUGAAAUAAAUGCAUUCAAAGAUAUGCAGUCCAAGGUGGUUCCUCUAGACAAUAUUUUCAGAGUAUGUAACUCUCAGCCUCCCAGUGUACGUCACAGGUCACCAGCAUCUGCGUUUCACACACACCAUGCCGUUCAUGUCUUCCCAUGGGACCAGGAGUAUUUUGAGGAGGAGCCCAGCCUUACCGUGACCUAUGGGAAAUUAGUUAAGCUACUGUCUCCGAAACAACAACAAAGAAAAACUAAGCAGAUGUCAGAACCACCAGAUCAAAAACAGACUAGCUCCGACCAUGGUCAAGAAGCUGGUAAGACUUGUGUGCUGCAGGUAGUCUGGAAUGGACUUGAGGAAUUGAAGAAUGCCAUAAACCAUACCAAACACGUAGAAGCUCUCCAUCUUGGUAAAGUCUGGAUUCCAGAUGACCUGAGAAAGAGACUAAAUAUAGAAAUGCAUGCAGUAGUCAGAAUCACUUCAGUGGGGAUGAUCCCCAAACUGCCGAGAUCACUCAGAUUACAACCUAGAGAGAACUUACCUGAAGAUGUGAGUGAAGAAGACGUAAAGACUGUGUUCCAGUCAUGGCUCCAGCAGUGUACUGCAACCACACGUCCUUUGAUAAUAUCGGAGGAAGAAGAUAUAAAGCUGGAAAUUAAUAAUGAGCUGAAGGAGUUUUCUCUGAAAAUGGUCCAUUCAUGGGAAAAUGAAAAAGAUAAAACAAGAGAUGUUUUUUUGCUGAGUACCAACCUACUGCAGAAGACCACUACACAAGUGCUUCUAGAUCCUCUUGUCAAAGAAGAAAACAGUGACGAAGCUGACCUCGCGGUCCCUUGUUUAAAGCUGACUUCAUUGGGAGGGGUGAGCGCCGUAGGCGGGUCCUCCUUGGAGCACGUCACGCAGAGCCUCCUGGGUCGCCCUCUGUCGCGGCAGCUGAUGUCCCUCGUGGCCGGGCUUAGAAAUGGAGCCCUGUUGCUCACCGGAGGAAAGGGGAGUGGAAAAUCAACCUUAGCUACGGCAAUCUGUCAAGAAGCAUUUGACACACUGGAUGCCCAUGUGGAAGUAGUUGACUGUAAAACUUUGCAAGGCAAACGACUGGAACACAUACAGAAGUCCUUCACGGCAGCUUUCUCAGAGGCAGCGUGGAGGCAGCCAUCCGCCAUCCUGUUGGACGACCUCGACCUGGUGGUGGGGCUGCCCGCCCUCCCUGAGCACGAGCACAGCCCUGCCACGGUGCAGAGCCAGCGCGUCGCGCACGCAUUGAACAAUAUGAUAAAAGAAUGUAUUUCCACGGGAAGUUUGGUUGCACUGAUUGCCACAAGCCAGUCCCAGCAUUCUCUGCAUCCCGCACUUGUUUCUGCCCAGGGAGUCCACGUGUUCCAGUGCUGUCAGCAUAUCCAGCCUCCUACGCAGGAGCAAAGAUGUGAGAUUCUUCAUAGUGUAAUGAAAAAUAAACUAGAUUGUGAUGUGAAGAAGUUUCCUGAUCUAGACUUGGACCUUGUCGCUAAAGCAACAGAAGGGUUUGUAGCUAGAGAUUUUACAGUGCUUAUGGACCGAGCCAUCCAUUCCCGUCUCUCUCUCCAGAGUCUGUCGUGCAAGGAAGAAUUAGUCUUAACAACACUGGACUUCCAGAAAGCUCUCCAUGGAUUUACUCCAGCAUCUCUGCGGAACGUCAGCCUGCAUAAGCCUAGAGACCUGGGCUGGGAUAAGAUUGGUGGAUUGCAUGAAGUUCAGCAGAUCCUCAUGGAUACUAUCCAGUUACCAGCCAAGUACCCAGAAUUAUUUGCAAACUUGCCCAUACGACAGAGAACAGGCAUACUAUUGUAUGGUCCUCCUGGGGCAGGGAAAACCUUGCUGGCUGGGGUAAUUGCACGAGAGAGUGGAAUGAAUUUUAUUAGCAUCAAGGGGCCAGAGUUACUCAGCAAAUAUAUUGGAGCAAGUGAGCAAGCUGUUCGUGAUAUUUUUAUUAGGGCGCAGGCAGCAAAGCCCUGCCUCCUUUUCUUCGAUGAAUUUGAGUCCAUUGCGCCUCGAAGAGGACACGACAACACCGGCGUGACAGACCGAGUCGUUAACCAGCUGCUGACCCAGUUGGACGGCGUCGAAGGCUUACAGGGUGUUUAUGUACUGGCUGCCACCAGUCGCCCUGACUUGAUUGACCCUGCCCUGCUGCGGCCUGGUCGACUGGAUAGAUGUGUGUACUGCCCUCCUCCGGAUCAGGGCGCCCGUCUUGAAAUCCUGCGCGUCCUCAGUGACUCUCUGCCGCUGGCGGCCGACGUAGACCUUCAGCACGUGGCAUCGGUGACGGACUCCUUUACCGGAGCCGAUCUGAAAGCUCUGCUCUACAAUGCCCAGCUGGAGGCCUUACAUGGAAGGCUGCUCUCGUGCGGACACCAAGAUGGAAGUUCCAGCUCUGAUAGUGACCUAAGUCUGUCGUCGAUGGUUUUCCUUAACCACAGUAGUGGCUCUGAUGAUUCAGCCGGAGAUGGAGAAUGUGGCCUAGAGCAGUCCCUUGUUUCUCUAGAGAUGUCUGAGAUCCUCCCAGAUGAAUCGAAGUUCAAUAUGUACCGACUCUACUUUGGAAGCUCCUAUGAAUCAGAACUUGGAAACGGAACCUCAUCUGAUUUGAGCUCACAGUGUUUGUCUGCACCAAGCUCCAUGACUCAGGAUUUUCCUGGAGCUGCUGGGAAAGAACCAUUGUUUUCACAACCUCCGAUGUUCAGGGCGGCGUCACAGGAGGGCUACCCCGAAUGGACACAAGAGCACAGAGAGCAGCUGAGGACAGAGAUCAGCAUCAUCAAGGGCAGAUACCGGAGUCUGAGUGGCGAAGAUGAACCCAUUAACCAACCAAGACCAGUGAAGGCCAGUCUGGCUAUUAGCCAGUCUCACUUAAUGACUGCACUUGGUAACACACGGCCGUCCAUUAGUGAGGAUGAUUGGAAGAAUUUUGCUGAGCUGUACGAAAACUUUCAAAAUCCUAAAAAGCGAAAAAAUCAAAGUGGAACAGUAUUUCGACCUGGACAGAAAGUAACUUUAGCAUAAAAUAUAUUCCUGAUUUUGGUUACUUGUAACAAUAAAAAUGGUGUUUGUGUAAUUUCUUUUUCAUUUAACGAAUCAGGUUAAUUUAUAAAAUCUCAGAUUGGUUAAUGCUGUGAUCAUGUACUGAUCCAUCUUACUUGAGAUAAUGCUAUAGAAUAAUGGGAUAUUUAUAACAGAUUGUGUAUUUUAUUUCCUAUAAGUCUAUAUUAAAUCUUUAAGGAAAUUACAA